UUAAAAAUUCCAUAAUAAAACAGAUGGAUCCAAGAGAGAGUAAAAAGAGAGGGUUCAGCGUAUCUUUGUGUUUCUGAACUGAACACACCAAGAAUCAACUACUGAUCAAAACUUGAUGGGGGUCGUUGUUACUGCGUUCUUAUAUAGAUACAAUUUUUUUUACAUAAGCGGAUGAUCAGCGAGAGAGAUUAAAACAGAUCGUCAACUCAAGGCAGAGAGAAAGGGGAGUCGUGUAUGCAUACAUUAUACAAUGAAUCUAUCUAUACUAUAGAGGAAGAAAGCGCAGUUGAAGAAACGGAAUCGGAAUGUUGAUGAUUUGAAGAGGAGGGAAUGGAGAAUGGAGGGGAAGAAAACAAAGAGGAAGAGAAAAAGGGAGGAAAGUAUGAGGAGGAGAGAGAUGGUGACAGUCGUCCAGACGUGCCACUUGGCAGCUUCCAAGUGGACGAGACAUGGGCUCUCUUCCCACAACAAUACAUGCAAUGAAGGAAACCAGUUCAGAGAUUAGUACAAUGCUCAGCCGAAACUGGUUGUUGAAGCGUAAGCGAAGAAAGCUUCCAACUGGCACUGAUAAAUCCGGUGACAGAGAAAAAAACUACAAACUCGUAAAGUUUCUACCAAGUACUGGAACAAAGCAUGGUUUGGAAGAUGAUGUUAGUUCUGAUCGAUCUUCAGGCAAGAGAAAAGGAAAUGAUGGGUAUUAUUACGAGUGUGAGGUCUGUGAACUUGGUGGAAAGUUGCUGUGUUGUGAUUAUUGUCCCCGCACCUAUCAUCUUGAGUGUUUGGAUCCUGCUUUGCAGCGUAUUCCAAAGGGGAAGUGGGAAUGUCCAGUCUGCCGUCAACAAAGGUGUGCGGUCUGUGAACUUGGUGGAAAGUUGCUGGGUUUGGAUGCCUGCCCCCACGCAUACCAUCUUGAGUGUUUAGAUCCUGCUUUGCAGAAGCGUAUUCCGGAGGGAAAGUGGGAAUGCCCAAUCUGCUGCCAGCAAGGUGUUGCUCAUGUGGAGAGUGUGAACCAUAUGGAUUCUAUUUCAAAACGAGCGCGAACAAAGAUUAUCAUUCGAAGAUCAAAAACUGAAAAUGAAUCAUCUGCAACUGACAAUGCAAAUCAGGCAUUUGAAAGUUCCACUGCUGAGAGGAAAAGGUCUUCAGGAAAAGGAAAAUUGUCCUUAUCUCGACGUGGCAAAAGGGUCGAAGAGUUGGAUUCUUCUCCUGACGAUGAACAGGGUAACAAACGACGUCAUCCAGUUCAAGAUGGUUCCAUGGAUGGUAGUUCAGCGUAUGUUGUUGUUAACAGGAAAAGUGAUGUGUCUCUUCCGCAUAUAUUGGUACAUAAGACAACUCCGACGAAGGGAUUCAUGUCUUCAACUAAGAAAAGGGAUUCAAAUAUGGAUGAGGAGUCUUCUGAAAAAGUACCUGAAGCAUCAUCUGAAGAUUUUUCACCUGGAAGUAAGCCUGUCCUAGCAUUGGAAGCUGCUAGUGGAACAGCCAGAAAAAGAAAGCAUAAGGUUCACCCCAAUGAUAGUGCUAAGAAGCAGAAAUUGGGAAAGGGCAAAUCUGGUCCAAGUAUUUCUAGAAAAGGUCUGCCUAAAGCUAAUAAUGCUCGUCCAGGAACUUCUAGAUCACAUGGAAAAUAUAAGAUAGUUGGCCCCAGGGCUUGCUCUACUCCGUCGAAGCAGGGUGUUAAUGCAGAUACUGAUAUCCAACCAAAUGAAGAGAUGGUCCCCGAGGAAUCGGCUUGUGAAUCACAUGAUUCACAAGCAGCAGGAAAAAUUGCUGUUGAGCCCUUGAUAUACAAAGAGGAUGUCCAUGGAAUUCAGCAGGUCGAUCGGGUUAUUGGUUGUCGAGUUCAAAAUAAUGACACAAUUUUGAGUUGUAAUGUUGUGGAGACCAAUGCAAAUGACCUGCCUUCAGUGGAUUCAGUUGUUUCAGAGGAUAAACUGUCUGGGGAAAAUCCUGCCCCUGAGAUGCCUCUGAAUGGGGUUGGUCGGGGAAACUCAGCUGCAGAUCAUCAGGAUAUUACUAGCUGUUCUGAUGGAGGAAGGAACAUAAAUAAUCGUUUGAAUAAAGACACACUUCAAGUGUACAGAAGAUCAGUGACAAAAGAAUGUAAAGAAAGAAAUUUCAUGGAUUCUUUGAGGAGAGACAUUGAGGGUUGUGGUUCAAUGGUGCUGGAAAACAAAAAUCAAGAUCAUAAUAUCACGUGCUCCAAUGCAGCGGAAACUGAGAAGGUUUUGACAGUUCAGAAGCCUCAUAUAGUCCUAGAGAGUUGUAUCAUUAAUGAUAGUUCAAAGGACACUCUAACUCCUGGAACAUCAAAGAACUGCCAAACUCAAGCCUCUGAUGAGAAUGCAAGCAUAGAGGUCAAAGAGCACACAAAAACUAAUGUUACCACCAAAAAGAAAUUCACAGCGUCUUGCUUGGUUGAUUCUGGAUCUUCCACUAUGUCAUAUGAGUUUUUGGUCAAGUGGGUCGGGAGAUCCCAUCUCCACAACAGUUGGAUUCCUGAAUCGGAACUGAAAGUUCUCGCAAAACGGAAACUGGAGAAUUACAAGGCAAAGUAUGGGACAGCUACAAUGAAUCUGUGUGAGGAACAAUGGAAGAUUCCUCAACGAGUAAUUGCUACUAGGUCCUCAGAUGGUUCAACUGAUGCAUAUGUAAAAUGGACCGGUCUUCCUUAUGAUGAAUGCACUUGGGAAAGAGCGGACGAACCUUUUAUUGCAAAUUUAUCUCACUUGGUUGAUUUGUUCUUCAGGUUUGAGCAGCAGACAUUGGAGAAUGACACUGCCAAGCUUGCCUCAAGACAAAGGAAUGACAUCCAACAAAGUGAGGUAAUUCCUCUCACAGAACAGCCCAAAGAGAUGGUUGGAGGUUCUUUGUUUCCACAUCAGCUGGAAGCAUUGAAUUGGUUGCGCAAGAGCUGGCAUAAAUCAAGAAAUGUGAUACUUGCAGAUGAAAUGGGGCUUGGGAAAACAGUAUCGGCUUGUGCUUUUAUAUCAUCUUUAUAUUUUGAGUUUAAAUCCACACUUCCUUGUCUUGUUUUGGUUCCUUUAUCCACCAUGCCCAACUGGAUGUCAGAGUUUUCGCUGUGGGCUCCACACCUCAAUGUCGUGGAAUAUCAUGGUAACACGAGAGCUAGAGCCAUAAUUCGUCAAUAUGAAUGGCAUGCCUGUGAUCCUCAUGGAUCGAAUAAGAAAACAUCUGCAUACAAAUUCAAUGUUCUCUUGACUACUUAUGAGAUGGUUCUAUGUGAUUCCGCUCAUUUACGUGGAGUUCCUUGGGAAGUUCUUGUGGUUGAUGAGGGUCACCGCCUGAAAAAUUCUGGCAGUAAGCUGUUUGGUUUGCUGAAUACUUUUUCAUUCCAACACCGCAUACUGUUGACUGGUACGCCUCUUCAAAACAACAUAGGGGAGAUGUACAAUCUGCUAAACUUUUUGCAGCCGGCUUCAUUUCCAUCUCUCUCUUCAUUCGAGGAGAAGUUUAAUGAUCUCACCACUGCAGAAAAGGUGGACGAACUGAAGAAGCUUGUUGCUCCGCAUAUGCUUCGCAGACUUAAAAAAGACGCCAUGCAAAAUAUUCCCCCCAAGACUGAACGGGUGGUUCCAGUUGAGCUGUCAUCUGUUCAGGCAGAAUAUUAUCGUGCUAUGCUCACGAAGAACUACCAGAUAUUGCGCAACAUAGGGAAAGGGGUUCCUCAGCAGUCAAUGCUGAAUAUUGUGAUGCAGUUGCGGAAGGUCUGCAAUCAUCCUUAUCUCAUACCAGGCACUGAGCCUGAAUCAGGUUCAGUGGAAUUUCUUCAUGAAAUGAGAAUAAAAGCUUCAGCUAAGCUGACCCUGCUGCAUUCUAUGCUUAAAGUGUUGCACAAAGAAGGCCAUAGAGUCCUUAUCUUUUCACAGAUGACCAAGUUACUUGACAUCCUUGAGGAUUACUUGACUAUUGAAUUUGGACCUAAGACAUAUGAGAGAGUUGAUGGAUCUGUUUCUGUGGCUGAACGACAAUCAGCAAUUGCACGGUUUAAUCAAGAUAAGAGUCGCUUCGUGUUCCUGCUAUCAACACGCUCUUGUGGCCUUGGCAUUAACUUGGCAACUGCUGAUACUGUCAUUAUCUAUGAUUCUGAUUUCAAUCCACAUGCAGAUAUCCAAGCUAUGAACCGGGCACAUCGAAUUGGGCAAUCAAACAGACUUCUUGUGUAUAGGCUUGUUGUCCGUGCUAGUGUUGAAGAGCGUAUCUUGCAGCUUGCAAAGAAAAAACUGAUGCUUGACCAACUCUUUGUCAACAAGUCUGGAUCGCAAAAGGAAGUGGAAGACAUCCUAAAAUGGGGAACUGAAGAACUUUUUAGUGAUUCAGCUACCAUGACUGGAAAAGAUGGUGAAAACCACACUAAAGAUCAAACACUUGCAGAGACAGAGCCUAAUAGUAGGAGGAGAACUGGUGGCCUGGGGGAUGUAUACAAAGACAAAUGUGCAGAUAGUAGUAACAAGAUUGUGUGGGAUGAAAAUGCCAUUAUGAAAUUGCUGGACCGCUCAAACCUCCAGUCUGGUUCACCUGAUAAUGCUGACUCAGAAUUAGAGAAUGAUAUGCUUGGUUCAGUGAAGUCGCUGGAAUGGAACGAUGAGUGUACAGAAGAACAAGCUGGAAUGGUGUCAGUUCCUGUGGGUACUAAUGACACAAGUGCACAGAGUUCUGAAAAAAAGGAUGAAAAUUUGGUUGGCAUUAAUGAAGAAAAUGAGUGGGACAGGCUUCUACGAGUCAGAUGGGAGAAAUAUCAAAAUGAAGAGGAAGCAGCUCUUGGUCGCGGAAAACGCCAAAGGAAAGCUGUUUCUUACAGGGAGGCGUAUGUUGCUCAUCCAAAUGAAGCACUGAGUGAAAGUGGCGCUGAAGAUGAGCCGGAGCGUGAACCGGAGCCUGAGCGUGAGUACACACCAGCAGGACGAGCUCUUAAAGAAAAAUAUGCCAAGCUUCGUGCGAGACAAAAAGAAAGAUUGGCAAAGAGAAAUGUAACUGAAUCAUCUGCUGCACUUCAGGGCCUGAAUGGGCUAGAGUCAAUUCCUAAGCCAUCACAUAUUCAGGAAGAGAAUGAAAUUGCUAUAUCAACUCAGCCUGUUGCAGACAAAUCUUCAGUUGUUGAUUUGGAAGAUAAGAGUCUUGGUAAAACAGUCCCACAUAGCAUGACAGACUCCACCUUGAAGCUGGGAAGGAUAUUGAAGCAGAAAUCUGCAUUUCCGGAUCUUCCUGUUAUGUUUAGUGGACAGCAUAUCCCCGAAGUUUCUCGGCUCAGUGAUCAGUUACCAGAUACCAGCUCUGUAGACUCGAUGCGCAACAGCAUGCUGCCAAUUAUAGGAUUAUGUGCUCCCAAUGCUCCUAAGAGAAUGGAGCCACUGCAGCGCAAAUGCUCCAGACCCUACCAAAGACAAUUGAAGCAAGGGCUUGGCCUGGAGUUUCUGUUACCUGCAAGUUGUUCUGGUUCUGGCAUGUCAAAUGAGAUGACUUUAAAAGGUCAUGAAGCAACCACAGCUCGACAUAAAUUGCCAGAUAUUUUACCUGGACCGUCCCAAUUUCACCCAAUGAAUGAUGUCCCUGAUAAAAAUCUGCCUUUUACUCCUCAUUCCUUGAAUACACUGAAGGGUAAAGGAAUUGCUGAGCAUUUGGGCAACUCGUCUUCUACUUUCUCUGAGUUUCAAGAAAAAAUGCUAUUGCCCAAACUACCUUUUGAUGAAAAGUUGCUGCCCAGAUACUCGUAUCCAAGUGCAAGUUUGCCAAAUACUACUCCUGAUUUGUUCGCAAGCCUAUCACUAGGAUCUAGAGUUGCAGAGCCCAAAGAUGCCGUCCAUGAUCUUCCUAUGUUGCCGUUGUUGCCGAAUCUCAAAUUUCCACAAGAUGCACACAAGUAUUAUCAACCAGGGCAGGAGAUGCCUCCAGCAUUGGGCUCCAGUCAGAUGCCAUCUUCAUUUCCAUCAUUUCCUGAAAACCACAGAAAGGUUCUGGAGAAUAUUAUUCUGAGAACUGGAUCUGGAUCCAGCAGCCUGCUGAAAAAGAAAUCAAAGAUAGAUAUCUGGUCUGAGGAUGAACUUGAUUAUCUGUGGAUAGGCAUCCGUAGACAUGGGAGGGGCAACUGGGAGGCAAUGCUGCAAGAUCCACGGUUGAAGUUCUCGAAGUUCAAAACUGCUGAGGAUUUAUCAGCAAGAUGGGAGGAAGAACAACUGAAGAUCCUCGAUGCGCCGGGACUUCCAGCAGCGGUAAAGUCAUCUCUCCGGCCUCCGAAGUCUGCAAAUCCUCCUCUGCUUUCUGGGAUUUCUGAUGGAAUGAUGGCACGUGCACUGAAUGGAGCCUGCUCAGAUGGAGUAAUGGCACGGGCAAUGCACGGAAUAAAAUAUAAUGAUCCUUUGAAGUUUCAAGCACACUUAACAGACAUGAGGUUGGGUCUGGGUGGUCUACCUUCAGGUGCGCCAAAUUUAGGAUCAUGUGAUAUGCACCUUCCAACUUGGAGUACAGAUAAGUUCCAGUCAAAGUUUUCAAGAGACCUGUUUGCAGGAAGCAUUGACAGAUUUGCUGGUUCCUCAAGCGCUCUUAUGGAGCCACCGUUUCUGCUGAAUUCCCUGGGAACUAGUCGCUUGGAGUCUCUCGGAUUGCAACAAAGGGAGAAACAGAAGGAUGCGACUGGAUUGGGAAUAUUGACUGGCCAUAAUAAUAUGGGAAGCAGUGAGCUUGGUUCUGGUCUGGCUGCUGAUUAUGACAAGGUUCAAAACCUUUCUGAAUCCAAGGGAAAGGAGGAGGUUUCUACAUGUACAUCUCCCAAAGGCACACUGCCCCAUUGGCUUCGAGAAGCAGUAAAUCCUCCCGGUAAAUUACAUGCUCCUGACCUGCCUCCAACUGUAUCUGCGGUUGCACAGUCUGUUCGUGUUUUGUAUGGUGAAGGACCCUCCAAAAUCCCUCCAUUCCUUGUGCCUGGACCACCUCCCCCCAAGCCCAAAGAUCCUCGGCGUGGAUUAAAGAAGAAGAGGUCACAUGCACAUGGUAAGCUUUCCCUGGCUGCUGUCAGUAACUUCCCUGGUGGCCAUGACAGAGAGAAUGUUGGUUCAACCUCUACUGCCCGACCACCAGCAUUACCUCUGCAGACAAAAUCAGGGGCCACCAUUCCAGGAUUUCCCUGGAAUGAAGUCAAUCUCAACAUUCCUCCUCUCAAUGUGAGAAUGAGUCCCUUGUAUACGUCUGUGAUGCCAACUUCUUCAAAGGCGGCUGUUGCAGGAUUGUCACCAUCUCCUGAAGUCCUGGAAUUGGUUACUUCCUGUGCAGCACCAGGUCCACCUCCUGGCACAGAUCCAGACUUUGUUGACAGCUUGAUACAUCGACCAAACGCUGGUGAUGAAGGAGGAUCAGAGGCCCGAGGUUCACAUGCAGAACAGAAAGCAAAUCAGGGGUCAACUGCUGAAGAAGAGCAGAGGGCAAGUGGGGAUUCCAGCAAGACAUGUUCUGAUCGUUUGCAUGUCAGAGAAUCAGAUGGGGAAGAGGUAUCUUCAGAAGGGACGAUAUCAGAUCAUCCUGCUAGCACCCAUGAGGACUAGAUUGGAACAACAGGAACAAUUUGUGUACAAAGAGCGGGGGCGAUGGCAGAGGGGGGACGAGAACUGGUACCAAAAGAAGUGGGCUUCAGUUUCUCCACGUGCAAACGUGGGAAGCAGCCACUAGUCUUUGGCAAUCAGUUCUUGGUGCGGCAACAAACCUUGAGGAGAAGGCAUAGAAUUUGUAGUGAAGUUGAGGGAAUAGCUGAGUGGAUCGUACCGGCACUGCAACGACGAUUGGUGGCUCGCUGGGUGCAACAUUUUGCUCCGUUUCUUGAGCCUCCUCAUC
Sesamum indicum (sesame) is the source of this 7842-nucleotide messenger RNA. It is a transcript of the gene CHR4, whose product is annotated as chromatin remodeling 4. Lineage: Eukaryota; Viridiplantae; Streptophyta; Magnoliopsida; Lamiales; Pedaliaceae. Gene Ontology annotation, cellular component: nucleus; chromatin. Gene Ontology annotation, biological process: chromatin remodeling. The record is from RefSeq and is a predicted model, not a curated record. Gene Ontology annotation, molecular function: ATP binding; chromatin binding; DNA binding.